This is a messenger RNA of Ceratina calcarata, 4236 nucleotides long. RefSeq lists its product as uncharacterized. Lineage: Eukaryota; Metazoa; Arthropoda; Insecta; Hymenoptera; Apidae. Gene Ontology annotation, molecular function: nucleic acid binding. The transcript has 6 exons. Bases 1272 to 3344 code for a protein of 690 amino acids. The record is from RefSeq and is a predicted model, not a curated record.
CGACGUAGUUACUGUUAUUUCUGAAGGAACAGUAAUUGUACCGAAUGAAACACGAAACGGUGUCUCCGACCGGCCGAGCAUAAAUAACAGCGAGUAUUUUCCAUCGGUCGGCCGUGAUAAAGCGGAAUGAAAACCGCCGGGGCAAACAGCCCUGCACGUUUGCAGACGGUCGUUAGGCCCUGCCACUCCAGCUGUUAUUAGAUCGUGAAUAAUUGAACAGCCAAGGUGGAACAACAAACUGUUUCGCGCUUUUCUAAAUCCCGAUUGUUUUACAAUUUUUAUCCGUUGAAAGGAAACUCCAAACAGCGAAUGCUCUUAAUCGCGUUAAUUCCAAACCGCGCCUGGAACGACGCACAUCCGUACACAGCAAACAAUUGAACGCGUUUCAAUAAUUGUUCAGUCGAUUAAAAUAAUCGUCCUUGGGAAAUAUUUGUCAACGGCUUUACCCGACGAACGAAAAUCGUCCUUUUUAACGAGCAUCGCUGGUCUCCCAUCGAGCGAAGCUUUACCUCUAUUUAUCUUUCCUCCAUCUAGACAACAUGGAUCUUUGCAUUUUUAACGAGGCUUGUUACUUCUAGUUUAUAUGGCGACGAUCGUAUCGAUAUGGGACGCUGAUUGCUCGAUAUCGCAAGCUUGACCCGUUCAUCGGAAUGCUUCUAAUACCGCUGUGGGAACGGGAACGUCCAUUAAUCAGAUUUCCCAUUGGCUUGUAAACCUCUCGCGCAGGACUACGUUAUUACGUUUCCACGUAUCCGUCCCCUUAUCAAAUAGUAAUUCGAUGACAGAUUUCGCUGGAUCUAAUCUUCAAAGGCCGUUGUUCAAACAAAAUCAAUGGAUAUAGCAUUGAUUUGCAUUCCGUUUAUGAACUCGCAUUUAUACGUAUCCACCGAAACCGCAAAUUAUGAAAACGUCGCAGUUGUAAUGAUCCGACAAUGAGACUCAGUUAUUGCGCGCUAAUAAAUGUGAAAGAGAACGCGCCUUGAAACGACCUACUACUUGUCUAUAAAAUCGACAGCGACGGAGUGUGUAAUCCGAUUAACUCUACCUAAUUUAUUCUAUUCGGUAAUGCGAGGGACCGUGCUCAGAUUAUAACGACGGAAAUCGGAUUUGGCCUUUUAACGGAGGUGAUCGAUCGCGGAAAAGGGCGAAAGAGAGCGAGGACCGCGUGGGUGAUAAUAAAGCGGCGCGUUGGAUGAAAAUUUACGGUGGAAAGUGUCUCGUCAGGACGACGCCCUGGGAAAAAAUGCAAUUUAACUCGGGCCGCGGGAUGAAUGAUAUUCAUCGAGCGGUCAACGCACAGUCUUCCCUCUCUGUCGUCGAUGUCUUCGAAGGAGAUCAAGAGAAACAGAUCAAAGGCUAAUAUGAAGACCGUCCGGGAGGAACUGUUCAAGUGGUUGUGCAAGAAGCACGCGACGUACGAUUUUCUGGACAGGCACGCGUUGCGGGAGAAAGCUCUCGAGUUGACGAGGAUACGCGGUUUCAAUGGUUUUAAAUGCUCGGAGAUGUGGCUGACGCAUUUUCUGAAGCAACACGGUUUCCGUUCCGAUCAUAUAAACCAAGGAAACCCGAAAUUCGCUGACUACCGCGACUGGAUCAAACUAAUGCGGCCAACUAUCACGAAAUACAGGCACAAGGAUCUGUUCCACGUGGACGAGCUAAUAAUGUACUCCGACAUGCCUCCCUCGAACCUGAAAUCGAAGGAGGAGGACGAUUCCGAGGAACCACAAAGAAAUCGUAUAACGGUUUUGAUGGGAUGCGAUGCUUCGGGAACGACGAAGUUGCCGCUCCUUAUGAGCGGCCCGUAUCCGUCCAGGAUAACAGCCAAGGAACACGUUUACUGCCACAGCGAGGAUUCUCGUAUCAGCGACGGACUGUUCAGGAAUUGGUUGACGAGCGUCGACGAUCGCAUGGUCAGAUGUAAACGGAAGAUAUUGUUGUUCCUUAAGAGAAGCCGAGCGCAGGCACUGCAGGAUUUCGUGGCCAGCAACGUGAGGCUGAUUUACUUGCCCGACAAUUUCCCACCGCAUUUACGACCCCUGCGGAGGGACGUAUUUCACUACGUCAAGAUGGUGCUUAGGCGAAGGUACGCGGAAUUAUUAAAGAGUACGGAGGAAUGGGGUCUCCGGGAGAUCCUGACGUCUGUGAUCGAGGCGUGGGAGACGAUACCGCGCGAGCUGUUAAUCUUCAGCUUUCAAAGGACCCAUUUCAGGAUCGACGACUCCUUCCUCCAGAUCGAUUGCGAUUGCUGGAACAAUUUGAAGACGGGCGUCUCGUUUAAAAAAUUCGUCACGUUCGAUGAUCGUCUCUCGGAUGAGUCGAACGAGAACGAUCGACUGUGCAAUGAGUACAGGCUGCGGAAUGUCGUACAGAUUCACGAGGACACGGAUUCCGUGACCGAGGACGGGGGGGAGGUCGAGGGGAGUUCGCAAUUGUCGAUACAAUCGGAUUGGGAUUGUUGGACGAUACCCUCACAGGUCCAGUCUCAGUAUCAAUCGACCGGCAAAUCCGUAACGAGCAAUUACGAGAAGCGUAAUUCGAGGAAACGUCGAUUAGCGGAAUGCCCAAUUGAGGAGGGGAGCGGCGAGCAGGAUUAUCCUAAAAAGAAAAGCUGUGCAACGCAGUGUUCAACAAAGAGACGAAGAGGCAAUUUUAAAGCGACUGAGUCAACCCGCAAGAUUAGCCCUUCAACGUCGCUCAAAGGGGGUCUAUUCAAGGAGGACGCUUCUCAGAAACGUCGGGAAGCAAAUGAGGCGCGAGAAUCUCUACAGGCUGUCAUGGACAAAGCUUUGCAUCUGUUGAUGUCCGAGAAAGCUAAAUACGUCAGGAAUCUAAUUGAAAGCAUGUACGUGGAUACCACCGGGAACGUAAAUAGUCCCGAACAGUCUAAACAUCUGAGCGUGGGUGAUACGGAUCCGAAUCCAAUGCGAUCAGAAGGUGAGAACGAGGGUGCGAGCUUCUCAGUUGACCAGCCUUCCGUCUCCACCGUCCCGACGAGCAACGUCAACCAAAAUGAGUUCGAAGUAACGAUUGAAAAUCCUACGUCGAAGAUCACGUCUCCCAAAGUGAAUCAGAACAACGAGGGCAGCUUGUCUUCUGUUGACGACGAGGUUCCGAACUUUUCGACGAAGAGGCGACGUAGAGAGUCGAAGGAGCUAGACGCGUGCGAGGAUGAUUACCAGGGCAGCGAGCCGAGGCAAAAGAAGUCGAAGGUGGAUCACGACUGGUCGAAGAAGUACGAGACCACCUUCGUCUUUGGAUCGCCCGACGUAAAUUGCUCAUCGACCGUUCAACACGACGACGGUAUCGUCGAUUCUUGUAUCAUUAACGUAACGCCGAGAGAUUAACGUUUCGUUGAGAAGGAAUUUAGAAAAUUUUAUUUCAUAUCCGUUACAAGCGACGAUUUCGAACUGCUUACUUUUUAAGAAGUGAAAUGUAAAACACCUUGCAGAUAAAUAAAGGAACUUUUAAUGAUCUAUCAAAAAAUAUGAACAGAUUCAAGUUGAAUAGGUAAUCUCGUUUUAUUCGUGUUACUUGGACACGUUUCUUCUUUCUCUGUUUUGGAAUAUCUAGAUUGUUUUUCUUUAACGGAGUUGCUGGGUAUCUUACACGAGUAACUGUCGUUGCUUCUGAAUAAUGUGAAACCGAUACGCAAGACCGAACUGAUAUGAAACCCUAACACUAACAUUUGGGUACGAUGUUGAAAGAUUUAUGAGCGCAUUGCUACGUCGGCGUAUGGCAGUUCAGUGAAUUGACCGUACCGUAGGUAGGACGGUCGCAUUUCUGCCACUGAUAGCAUCUGCUACAUCACGUCUGAGCUCCGGCAUUACGAUGACUAUUCCUCCUCUUUUUAAUAUUCCGUCUAAUCAAUAUUUCUGCGUCACAAUCUGUUGACACCUAUUUCGUUUUUUUGAGAACUGUUUGAUUAAAAGAAAUGAAAUAUGUCUGUACCACGUUACGCAAUAAAUUUGAUGUGACCGUAAUUCCCAUAAUAGAUUUCUUUGCGUACUAUGCUCGUACAUAUGUAGUAUGCAUGCCGCGAAUGAAUAAAGUGCACUUUCUGAUUCAACAGACAGGCUCUAUGUCAUCUGCGAAUGUUAAUAUUUAUUAGGAUAUUCACGUUUUCUUAGUUGAAAUACGUUUGGAUUAGAUCAGAAGUCGGAGAGAGCUGUUUCUUUCAUUUUAUGCACGUAGCUAUCCUGGCAGAUUACAAAAAUCAUAGAACACCUACAGUUUUAU